AUGGGGUCAAUGAAAGUUUCAAGUCCUAGCCCUUCUGUAAAGAAGGCGAGAAACACUAUAGAAUUUAAGAAAGAACUCGUAGCAAAAUCCCACACUGCAGUAGUAACUGCUGAUGAUACAGAGCCAGUGAUUUUUCAUCGCUCUGGAGGAUCCCGCGAGCCCGCUACAUCUGAGUGGCAUACCACGACACUAACUAUACCAGCGGACCAGAUAAGGGCUUCGGGAGCCUCUGAGACCUGUAUCAACUAUGAACCAGCAGAUGUUGGUAAUGUAGAUCCAGAGGCAUCUCAGCAGCGUUUACAAAUAUAUUUAGGACUAUUGAAAUCGAACCUGGGAACGAAUUCCUGGGGUUCAAGAGCCCCCUCACCUCGACAAGGUGCUCCAAGUCGAGAGAUCUUGGACUCGAACCCUGGAAUAGCCAACAUCACCACAUUUAGAUCAAAUUUCAAUCGCCUUCAGUUCCCAGUCAGGUUGGCUUUUGCCAUGACUAUCAGUAAAGCCCAGGGACAGUCUCUCAGAGUGGCUGGAAUCAACUUGGAGCAACCUUGCUUUUCUCACGGCCAGCUUUAUGUGGCGUGCUCAAGAGUGGGCUCUCUGGAACGCCUGUUCAUUUUGUCACCGGAGGAAAAAACAAAGAACAUAGACUACCAAAAGGCUCUCCGCCAAACGAAAGCUAUCUCUGCUCCCAUUGGCUGUCCUGAAUUUACUACCCACAGGGAAAAUCCGGAUUGGGGCGUAGCUUACCAGGGGAUAUUUCAAAAGGAGCAGGGACCCAGCAGCUCACCCUCAGAGCCUCCACAGAACUAG
This is a messenger RNA of Macrobrachium nipponense, 807 nucleotides long. RefSeq lists its product as uncharacterized. The transcript has 7 exons. Gene Ontology annotation, biological process: DNA replication. Lineage: Eukaryota; Metazoa; Arthropoda; Malacostraca; Decapoda; Palaemonidae. Gene Ontology annotation, cellular component: replication fork. The record is from RefSeq and is a predicted model, not a curated record. Bases 1 to 807 code for a protein of 268 amino acids.